AGGAGGAGGAAGAAGAAGAUGAUGUGUGCUGCCUUGAAUAAAGGAAUAAGCGUUAAGGACGAGUCGAGAAAAUGCGCAGCGCGCUCUUGGAAGCUCUUGCCUCACCUUAUGCUGUGUCUGUCUCUGGUUGCAUACGCGGCGCUGGGUGCGAUUAUGUUCCAGUACAUUGAAGGAGGGAGCGAGACUGAUAUCCAAAAGGAGUACCAUGGCUUCUUGGUAGAGAUUGUCCGCCUUGUCCAGAAUGACACCAAUAACACAUCCUGCACAGAGGAAAACAUAGUGAAGAAAGUGGAGGAUAAGAUGGCAACGUUCAAGUCCAUAUGGUUCCAGAGACCUGACAGAUGGAGCUUUUUUGGCUCCAUGUUCUUCUGCUGCACUGUGUUCACAACGGUUGGGUAUGGGGAGAUCUAUCCGGUUACCCUGCCUGGUAAGGUGGUGUGUAUCUUGUAUGCCAUGGUGGGCAUCCCUCUCAUGCUUCUGGUCAUCCUCGAUGUCGGAGAUUUCCUUGCUAUGCUGAUGUCCAGAGCCUACAUCCGCAUUCACGCCCUCUGCCAAAGCCUUUCCUCCCACACCUGGUCACCACGGAAGGCUCAGAAGAGAGCAGGGGACUCGAGCCACCAGUCCCUGGAAGACGGUACUUUUGUUUUCAGCCAAGAUGUUGUGGUCCGUGAACCCCUCGACAUCCGGCAGGUGCUGCACAGUCAGGCGGCUGUGAGGCACAAUUCCAUCCAGCUCCAAAACAACAAAGAGAUCUUUGAGAAGAUUCUCGCCAGGGAGAAUUUACUUAGAAAGGGCCCACUGCUCAGGAGCCUCUCCUGUCCAGAGCUAGACCGCUUGCCCCCAUCGCCCAAAGGAUAUGCCAUAUGGGACUUCACAGGGUUAGGAGAUGGUAUGGAAAUGCUGGAUGUACCAUUUGUGCUGAUUCUGCUGGUCGUAUUUGCUUACAUAUUGUUUGGAGGUUUGAUUCUUCCGUUGUGGGAAACAGAAUUCAAGAACUUUGACCCCUACUACUUCUGCUUCAUCACACUCACUACCAUCGGUUUUGGCGACAUUGUACCGGAGCACCCCAAGUAUUUCAUGCUUACCUCUCUCUUUAUCAUUGUUGGCAUGGCCAUCAUGUCCAUGGCUUUCAAGCUGGGCCAAACACGAAUUGUAAGCUGCUACCGCCAGUGCAUCAAGUUCAUCAGCAGGGGAAAUUUCGACGCUUUCAAAAAUGAAGACAAGAACUAAGUCAUCAAUGGUGUCUCUGCCUCAUGUCCAAGAGUUGUUGAAACUCACAGUCCUGGCUUUGAAACAAGCCCAAAAUGGGAGGCUGGGGUCCAGUGCAUUCUUUGUGCUGGCUAUUCGGUUAUAAGCAUGAGCAAAAUAAAAAAAAGUGUGCAUGUGCCAAACGCUUUUGCCCAGUGAAGUGGAAUGUUAUUCUUCAAAUUCUGGUUAUCUAGAUACAGUAUCUCCCCAGGGAAUGACUCAUGCCCCAAUUCCACCUGGUAUUAUCUGUAUGUGGAUAUGUUAUCUGGAUAAUUACAUCUAUUCUGUGAGCCUUUGUGAUCAGAUCUCAAUAUGCAAAUUAGCAAGGCAGAGCUGGUGCACUUGUCAACAAAUAUGGUGCAUCCCAGGUCAAGAAAACUGCAGCCACGAACAGAAGAGGCAGGAAGAGGCGGAGCUAGGUGACCUUUCAUCUUAAUGGGAUGUUUUUUUUAUCUUGUGAAUGUGGUUACACUGUACAGAUUGCAUUUACAUCUGUCUGAGAUCCAAUCACAAUGUGAGCGUGACCACCUCCAAAUGUGAUCUGGCUGAUACAAUCACAUUCUGAUCACAAUGUGUUUUGAGUGCAUUAACAUGCGUUUUUCCAGAUACAGAUCACAUGUUCAUACAAGGUGUAAAUGGGGUAUUAGCUGUGCUGUACUGUACUGCCAAAAAGCACCACUGAGGGAGGGCACAAUAGUGUUGCAUUUGAUUAUAAGUCAGAACUCUGGAUUUAUUCUUUGCGGGGUAAAUCUAACAUAUGUUUUGUUUAAUUUUUUUAAACUUCACUUUAUAACAAUGUCAGAUGAACAUGGCUGCCCACACACAAAUAUUACCAUUUCAAGACUGUGAUAUGAACCCUAAGGUUAGGGGAAGGGCUAGGUUUAGGGUUUUGACUGUACAUUGUCAAAACAUGCAUACAAGCAUACUGAUGAACUACCAUUAGUUCAUUAAACCUGUCCAGUCAAAGGUUUCUGUGAGCAGCCAACACUUUACUGCAGGCAAUCAUCUUUUCCACCUCAGUAGCUCAAAGGUACAGAAGUCGGCAAUGAUGCAUUUUCUACUUAAAAAAUAUAAAUCAACAAAAAUGGUGAAGUAAAAAUUAUAAUCCACUAUAAUGGGCCUGCAGAAAAACUAGUACAGCAUUGCUAAUUUAUCAACUCAGUAGCCAAAAUAACAGGAGCACCUUAUACUGGUGAUGGUACAUCUAAUACUGCAGCUUCAAUGGUGUGCUCAGCAGGAAGGGCCAUUUCUGCUGUGGCUCUGUACUGAAGCUGGUAUUGUUUAGUGAAUGUGACAUCAUUGGUUAUGUUCAAAGCUUAGUUUAGGAUGUACACUGGCAUUGGUUCCGGGUGUGCAUUCACACUUUGAAUAUAUAAGAGGGAAAUCCUAAAAGCCAGUGAGAUUGUGGCAAAUGAGAUUGUAUCAUAUUUUAUGAGUAUUGUGUUGAGCCAGGGACCAACAGCUAGGCACAUAUUUUCUGAUAUUUUGUUUUGAUUUCUCCCAUUAAAAUAUAUACAUGGUACUUUUUAUCCUGACAUUAUAUCCGUGUCACUAGCAUACCCACUGCCUCAUCAACAGUUUAAGCAGUAUAUUUACAAGCAUAUUCUGUGCCCUCUGCUCAGUUAAAAAAGCAUGUCAACUGUCAAAAGCCUGUUCACUGCCUAGUAAAAAUAUAACAUUUAUGACACACAGACAUUGUCCCACCCUAUAAUUAUGUUUUACUAUGGUAAACCAUUCGCACAAUAGACUGGAAUGACACGUGACAAUUACUCAUCAUUUUAAAGAAACUUUAAUAGUUGGAUGCAGUGUAAUAAUGCAGAUAAUUUAUUAUUCUGCAUCAAAGCUGAUCAUUACCGGGAUUGAAUUACAUCUGCCUCCCAACACAACAACAAAACCACAGAACUGAAAGAAAGCUGUAGAUAUUUUUUUAUGUCAGGAAUGAGCUCAUACCGUUGUUUCCUUCUGUGACACAUGUAAACAAAUAUACAACAUUAAAUUUCUAUUAUAAAUUAGAUGAAUUCUACAGUGUUGUUUCACUGUAUUUUGCAUUGUAUAAUUAUCUGGCCACUUGAACCACCAGAGUAAAACCACAGCAUAGGAGUUUAACAGCAAACUGACACAAAAUGGUAAGAUAAUGUCCAUGAAAAUUUAAUUUACCGUAUAAUCCUUAGCAUGUAGUGAAAUCCUUUGUAGGGGCACCCUGAGACUCUCACUGACCCCAUUGCAUCCUCUGCCUCCAUUCUCAGCUUUCAAUCUGUUUAAAUCAGGACUUCCAGUAGGCUAAGCUUUUGUAUUAGUGCUCAUCUGUGAUGCAAUGAACUAAUCCAUAUUAUGUUUUUCAUCACCAUACCAUGUGCUGUAAUUUUCAUGUGAGUGU
Messenger RNA from Thunnus maccoyii (southern bluefin tuna), 3625 nucleotides. RefSeq names its product potassium channel, subfamily K, member 18 (gene kcnk18). The coding region runs from base 19 to 1230 and encodes 403 amino acids. Gene Ontology annotation, biological process: stabilization of membrane potential; potassium ion transmembrane transport. Gene Ontology annotation, cellular component: membrane. Gene Ontology annotation, molecular function: potassium ion leak channel activity. The record is from RefSeq and is a predicted model, not a curated record. NCBI's taxonomy places the organism in Eukaryota, Metazoa, Chordata, Actinopteri, Scombriformes, Scombridae. The transcript is spliced from 3 exons.